Bradysia coprophila is the source of this 1753-nucleotide messenger RNA. RefSeq lists its product as uncharacterized. Gene Ontology annotation, molecular function: protein binding. The record is from RefSeq and is a predicted model, not a curated record. NCBI's taxonomy places the organism in Eukaryota, Metazoa, Arthropoda, Insecta, Diptera, Sciaridae.
CAUUGUAAAUUCACUUCACCGAAGUUUCAUGACAUUUGGGUAACAUUUCACGACCAAAAUACAUUGUGAGAAAUCUAACCUCACAGUUACACCUGUCAUCGUUAACUGAACGAAACUCAGUGAAGAAAAAAUCGUUUCUGAACGAGCUCUUCGCCGAUCCAGCCGGAUAUGUAGAAUGCGUAUGACGUAUUGACGUCUACGAAUUUACAUUGUUGUGAAACGAUAAAAGUUUGCAGACUUUUUCUGAGCGUUGUAUAAAAUAGCAUCUCUCCGGAGCCGAUCUAAUCUGCUGGUAGUUUUCAGAGCAUUCCCUCGUUCGGCUUCGAGACACCCGUCGUUCUAAAACUAAACUUUUCCGUCACAAAAACACAGAAACCAUUGGCACAAGUUUGGUUGCCGACAAAAUGCUUUUCACCGAGCUGAAUACGAAAGUUUUGCUGGACAUCUUCGAUUGUUUAGAUCUGAUCGAUGCGAUCAAUUUAGCGGGAACGUGUGUGAGACUGAGAGAAGUGGCUCAGCUACAGUAUGCCAUUCGAUAUCGAAUUUUCAAUUUGAGAAACUUUUUAAAUGACGGAGAUCAAGUACAACGACACAAUUAUGUCGACGCAACGGUGGUUCUGAAAAGCAUUGGGCACGUCAUUUCGGUGUUGGUGGUUGAUUUGGACGAGACUAAAAUCGGAGCGGUUUUGGUUGCAACAAUCCGAAGAUAUUGUACUAAGGUCAAAUCGCUCAAAAUCGUCUCUCGCUGCUACAACAACAAACCCCUUACCGUUGAGUGGCUGAAGAGUCUUAAGCUGGAAAAAAUAACAUUGCAAGCAACGGAUGUGAUGCUUCUGGACCUUUCUGGAACAAGUACUUUGAAAGAACUUGUUUUUUGUUGGCCUUGGGGUUAUUCUGACCCAAACGCACGAUGGAUGGUAAAGAGGAUCUUUGAAAGAAAUCGCAACAUCGCCAGUAUGAGCAUUAAAUUGUUCGAUGGCAUCGAUUAUGAGAGUUUUGCAACACUCAACAGCUUAAAGUGCAUUCAGUUCGAUAAUGUUCACGAAGGAACACUCCAAAAAGUUGCAGCUCAAUUGAAGAUGUCUGAGCUCGAAAAAGUUGGGAUAGAUCGCACUUAUACAAGUGCCAACGAAAUAAGUGCUUUCCUAGCCACACUGGCUAAAAAUGCGCCAAAGCUAAAAGAGCUAUCGGUUCAUUCGACUGAGAGAAACGAUCUGACUUCAAUCCAUCUUUUUGAACUGACGUCGCUUAGAAUAACAGUUACCGAUCCGGACGCAUGCAAAGAACUUCCAGAAAUGCAACCGAACCUGAAGCAUUUGGAUCUGUUCAUAUCCAAUCGCAUCAAACCAGCGCAGCAGAUCAUAUCACUGGUUAAAGGCAUGCACAGACUGGAGAUUUUUCACGUUGAUACGUUUGGGAACAAAGCGUUGUCGAUGAUGAAAGCAUUGAAAAAAGAACUGGGUUCCGAUCGCAUAUGGAACGCAUGUUCGUUCAAUAGACCAGAGCUACGGAUGUACGUGAGGAACAGCUACCGGAUUGAUUUUGUUCGACUGACGUUGAACUUUACCGAACGCAAGUUUACAGUCACCGACAUUCCAUUCAGAAGAAACUACUUCAGUGAAUCCAUUAAUAACCAGCUGCUGUUGCCGUGUUGCUAUUAAAUCAGCAGUACUUUCAUACUUUGUUUUUACACAUUAAUGAUGUAGCUAUACUCCCCACAGUGGGCUGCACUAAUUUGGAAUAAACGUCUAAG